Messenger RNA from Baudoinia panamericana UAMH 10762, 573 nucleotides. RefSeq lists its product as uncharacterized. The record is from RefSeq and is a predicted model, not a curated record. The transcript has a single exon. NCBI's taxonomy places the organism in Eukaryota, Fungi, Ascomycota, Dothideomycetes, Mycosphaerellales, Teratosphaeriaceae. The annotation marks the transcript as partial.
AUGGGGAGGAAGACUGUCUACACGAAGAUUACGCCGCUUCCUUCGAACGUACCGCGACAGCUCGCAAUUGAUAUGCUUCAUUCGCACGAGGAAGUCAUCAAGCUGAACCCUUUGGUGACGGGCGCCAAAUCCAUUGAAGCUCCACGCGACGCAGCAACAGACGAGUUCUACUCGCAGUGGUAUGAGAUAACGGAGAUCAUCACAUGGGCCUUUGGUUUGAAGAAGAAGAUAGCGUUCAGGGGUGUGUUUCACGACCUACCCGGAGGCAUGCAGUCUCAUGUAUAUGCGCCUAUGGGUGUAGACUUGCGGAACAAGUACAGGAUAGGCGGAAACCAGCCUGGCGAGCCAAGGGAAGCUCGGGAGCUAGGCGUGGACACACCACUCGACGGCCUGUAUCUUCGAGAAGACGUCGAAAUCAUGUGUAAUGCCGCGCUUCUUGGAUUCGUGAAGAAGGAAACGAAGGCGGCAACCGGAACCAUGAUUGAUCGACUUGCACGGAAAGCUGAACUGCUGGAUGAGGGCAAAUUGCAUGCAAUGUUCGAGAACGGGAAGCUUAAAACAGCGAGGCCAAGC